CUAAUGGUAAUGUCGUAAAGACAGUAAGGCCCUUUAGGGCUUAGGCUUUGAUUUGUAGUUUUCCCUAAAUCGAGGAUCCAUUAAUCGAUACAUAGGAAGUAGCAAGCAUACUACAACUCCAUACGUCGAUACUCGACGACUCGACGUACCUCUCUCGUCUAUCCACAACUCCACCAGCGUCGCUCCAUCCUCUCCCGUCAACGUGAGAUCUAGAGACACCGAUGCCACAACUCCACUGACAUCGCUCCAUCCUUUCCCGUCAACAUGAGAUCCAGAGAUGCCGAUGCCCGAGAAGAUUUCCAACAUCAACUCAAUAAGAAAAGGAACAUCGCCAAGCUUUGCGUCAGCCUUUUGACAGAUUCUAAGACCUUAUGGACAUCCAGCCAUAUGUAGGAUUAUUGAAGUGAAUGGAGGUGUGUUUGGCGAUUCUAAAAAGGAUAAGUAACGAGAAAUGAGGCCGUCAACACAAAAAUCAAUAGACGUAUAAAGUUGCAAGUGAAAAUGUUUGGUCCAAGGGUUAUCUGAGAUGUUGAAAACCAAUCUGGACAGAGGAGUACAAAGAGAUGAAGAUGAAUUAAGAAACAUGAGAAAUGCCUUUGGAUCUGACACUUAUCUUGUAAAAAAGGAAAUAGCUUCUUUGGUAUUGAAGAAGGAUGGUAUGAUGGAGGAAGCAUUACCUUUGCUGUUCUUUUGGUUAUUUUUACAAUCCCUGCAAUUUCAGAAUCUAAAUGAGGCAAAGAGAAAUAUACAAAUAGAGAUUUGUGUGAUAACUAGAGAUGGGAGAAGAGAAAAGAUUUCAGUAUAUGAUGUAGUUGCUGGUGAUGUAAUACCUCUUAAAAUAGGUGAUCCGGUAGGGAGUAGAAUAUGCUCAAUCUUAGAUAAAGGUUACUCAAGAAGCAGCACAAGGCAGUAAUGAGCCAAAUAUUUUUAUAUUUUUUUAUGGUAAAGAUGUUGAAUCCAUCUUUAAAUGUUUGGUAUAAUCCCACUUUGUAUAUUUUUU
Molecule: messenger RNA, 1000 nt
Organism: Lactuca saligna
Lineage: Eukaryota; Viridiplantae; Streptophyta; Magnoliopsida; Asterales; Asteraceae
Source: the annotation of a GenBank genome assembly